GCCGGGCGGCGCCCGAGCGCGCGGGAAGGACACUUAAGUAGAGAGGUCUGGCCUGCUUGCUCAGGGAGACUUGAUGAGUGACCCACCCCAGACUUCCAACCUCAAAACCCACGGCCUCCACUCGAGGCCCCCGAGGCCAUGGGUCGGAUCUCCGGGCUCGUGCCCUCUCGGUUCCUGACGCUCUUGGCUCAUCUGGUGGUUGUCAUCACGUUGUUCUGGUCCCGGGAAAGCAACAUCCAGGCUUGCCUGCCUCUCAAAUUCACCCCGGAGGAAUACGAAAAGCAGGACAACCAGCUGGUAGCCGCGCUCUGUCUCACCCUGGGCCUCUUUGCAGUGGAGCUGGCUGGCUUCCUCUCAGGAGUCUCCAUGUUCAAUAGCACCCAGAGCCUCCUCUCCAUUGCAGCCCACUGUAGCGCGUCUGUGGCCCUGUCUUUCUUCGUAUUCGAGCGAUGGGAAUGUACCACGUACUGGUACAUUUUUACCUUCUGCAGGUGCCCUAGCACCCAAUAUUUUGGAAUGGGGGGGGGUGGUGGAAAAUCGAUCCCAAAUCUGAAGGUUUCCCCCACCUAGACCUUUCCUGCACAUGUGAAAUUGGUAGAGUUUUGAAGAGUCAUACCCACCCUAACCCACCCGCAUAUAAGGUUUGGAGGUUCAAGUGUUUGGGUUGGAAGGGGCUCUAACUCCCCCCCCUCCCCCGCGGCCCCGUACUUUUCACAGCGCCUUCCCAGCUGUCACUGAAACUGCAUUAUUCAUCGCUGUCUUUGGGCUGAAAAAGAAACCCUUCUGAUCACAAUCCGGGUGUAGGGACCAAGGCUGGAAAAGUGAUGAAGCUUCCUCCCACUGCUGCAAGAAAAAGGCAGAGGCUUCAGUUUUCUCUCGCCCAAGUCCCUUGCUCCUCCCAACUGCGGCUAAGCAGAGGAUGGCAGUGUUGGAAUAAGAUCUCUCAAAUCUUGGAUUAUAAUUUUAUUAGAGUUUUGUAAUAAAAUUUAUUUUAUAACAAGAGCAAGGCGUAUACUAUUUUUCAGAAGACCAUUGGAUGGGCCAAGAGGCUGGUAUAAAUAAAGGCUUUUAUCUUGUGGUUAGGGCUAGAAGUAAUGCUUCUAUUUGGGUUUUUACGCUAGAAGCUAGGCGGAAGUGAGUGGGCGGGGAUAUGCAAAUAACUAUCUCACAUAGCGCUUCUAAUUUGCCGCGUGUGAGGGGAGCAUUCUGGGAUGGUUUUGUUUCUCCCUUUUUGUGCCGAAUGGAGAAUAAAAUACUUCAAACGA
Mus musculus (house mouse) is the source of this 1265-nucleotide messenger RNA. It is a transcript of the gene Tmem107, whose product is annotated as transmembrane protein 107. The transcript has 4 exons. Gene Ontology annotation, biological process: cilium assembly; non-motile cilium assembly. The coding region runs from base 139 to 570 and encodes 143 amino acids. NCBI's taxonomy places the organism in Eukaryota, Metazoa, Chordata, Mammalia, Rodentia, Muridae. The record is from RefSeq and is marked validated. Gene Ontology annotation, cellular component: cilium; ciliary transition zone; MKS complex.